Osmia bicornis bicornis is the source of this 1293-nucleotide messenger RNA. RefSeq names its product pancreatic triacylglycerol lipase-like. Gene Ontology annotation, biological process: lipid metabolic process. The record is from RefSeq and is a predicted model, not a curated record. Gene Ontology annotation, molecular function: lipase activity. Lineage: Eukaryota; Metazoa; Arthropoda; Insecta; Hymenoptera; Megachilidae. Bases 139 to 1209 code for a protein of 356 amino acids. The transcript has 6 exons.
CUGUGUUAAAGAUAAAAUAGCGUAAACUGGGCCGUCGCGUGAGUCUCCAGCAAUGUUCGUUACGAUAUUGUCAGGGUUUAUAAGAAGCAUUCUUUUUAAAUACUGUAACGCUUGUUUGUGGCCUUUACAAACGGAAAAAUGUCUGUAAUAAACUCAUUGGAAAUUUGUACAGUACUAUUUAUUGUUUUAUGUAAUUACUGUCAAGCGUGGAAUAGCGGUUUACAAGAAAGAUACGAUGGAUAUGGAGAAGACUGGAUUUUUAUGCCUGAUGGAAACGAUCAACCACAAGUAGCAGUAUUAAAAGAAACCGAAGAAGAUAUACGAGGAAUUUUUGACGAAUCGCAAAUCUCUUAUAUCCUUUACACUCGAUCUGGUCCAGAAAAUGGUACUCAAUUGCAUACGAACGAUACUAUGGGAUUAUCGAAAUCUGAUUUCAAUCCCUCUCGAAAAACAAAAUUGAUAACACACGGGUGGAAGUCGAGCGCAAUGAGCACUGGCCUUCUCAACAUGAAAGAAGAAUAUUUAAAAUACAAUGAUUAUAAUGUCAUUUUGGUUGACUGGCAACCUCUGGCUGCGAGCACGUUUUAUCUGGGACCAAUGCGUAAUACAGAAAGAGUAGGAAAAACGGCCGCUGAAUUUAUUGACUUUUUAGUCGUUGAAACUGGUGUCAAAACCAAAGAUAUUCAUUUUCUUGGUCAUUCACUUGGAGCCCACGUAGCUGGAAAUGCCGGAAGUUCGAUAACUUCCGGUAAGUUAGGAAGAAUAACCGGUUUGGAUCCUGCUUUACCUGGAUUUCAUUUACUUACAUCCGAUAAAACUCGAUUAGAUUCUACAGACGCGGCGUUUGUCGAUAUUAUUCAUUCCUGUGGUGGAGUGUUAGGGUUUUUGCAACCUUUAGGUAGCGUGGAUUUCUAUCCAAACGCAGGAACAGCAGUUCAACCUGGUUGUUGUUGUUUACCGGAAGUAAUAGAAUCGUGUAGUCAUGGUCGAGCCUAUGUGUAUUUCAGUGAAAGUAUUGGCUCUAAAGUAGGAUUUACGGCACAUAAAUGCGAUACUUGGGAUCAAUUUAUGCAAGGCAGUUGUGACCAGACUAAAACUGUGUUAAUGGGAGAGCAUGUUAGACAAACGGCUACUGGAACAUACUUUCUUAGAACACGAUCCGAACCGCCAUAUGCCAAAUUAACAGAAAUAACAAAUAACAUGGUUUAAAUAUAUAUGUAUAAUAAAAGUGACUCAAUAUAUGUCAGAUAUCUAAUGCAAAAUAUUUCAUUUUAAUAAAUAAUAAUUACAGUA